Molecule: messenger RNA, 1587 nt
Organism: Lactuca saligna
Lineage: Eukaryota; Viridiplantae; Streptophyta; Magnoliopsida; Asterales; Asteraceae
Source: the annotation of a GenBank genome assembly
AUGUUCCGGGUCGUAUUUAACCGAGAUCAAUCAUAUGAGACACUAAAACCACCGCCCGCCGGUGAUCGUGUUGUCUUCUUCGCGAUGUGGAAGUCUUUGAGUUCGUAUUUUGAAGUGCUCCGAUUUCAGAGGGGAAGUUGUGUAGGUUUCAACACUCGUAAAGUACCUAAAGCACUGCUAUUAUAUCCCCUAUAUAUAAUUGGGUACAUGAAUAUCAGAUGGCCAAGAGUACUAACACCAACAUACCUAUCUCAGAUCAUCCAGAACCAGAAAAACCCAUUGAAAGCCCUCCAAAUCUUUAAUGAAGCAAGAAACAAAUACCCAAAUUAUCAUCACAAUGGCCCUGUAUAUGCCACCAUGAUCAACAAGCUCAUCAUCACAGAUCGAAUACUUGAUAUGAAACAAGUGAUUAACCAGAUGAAACACGAUUCAUGUGAGUGUCAAGAUUCAGUCUUUUCAGAUGCAAUCAAAGCCUACGCAAAAUCCGGAAUGCUAAAUGAAGCCAUCUCUCUCUUUAAAAAUCUCCAUCACUUCAACUGUGUAAACUGGACACAAUCUUUCAACACCAUCUUGCAGAUAAUGGUGAAUGAAUCCAAAUUCGAAUCAGCUCAUCAUCUUUUCUUGGAGAAUUUCAGCAAAUGGGAAGUGAAAUCAAGAACCCGUUCACUAACUUGGCUAAUUGAUGUUCUCUGUAAAAACAAACGUUCCGAUCUUGCCCUUCAAGUCUUCCAAGAAAUGAAUCAUCAGUACUGUUAUCCAACCAGGGAUACCUAUCAGAUCCUAAUGACAGGAUUAUGUGAAGAUGGAAGAAUUAACGAAGCAAUCCACUUGUUGUACUCUAUGUUCUGGAGAAUUUCCAAAAAGGGUAGUGGUGAAGAUGUUUUAGUGUAUAAAAUCCUGUUAGAUACUUUAUGCUCAUGUGGGCAUGUUGAGGAGGCUGCAGAUCUUUUAAAUAAGGUCCUUAGGAAAGGUCUUAAAGCCCCUAAAAAGAAACGUAUGCCACUUGAUUUCAAUCAGUGUAGGAAUGGUAGAGACAUAGAAAAAGCCAAGAGUCUAAUGAGUGAUGCCCUUAUUAAGGGAGUGAUUCCAAGUUAUGAGAGCUACAACACAAUGAUUGUUGACCUUUAUUCAAAGGGUGAUCUAAAUCUUGCAGAAAAAGUAGUUCAAGAAAUGGAUGACAAUGGAUUUACACCAGGGGUAUUAGUUUAUGAAGCUAAAAUGAUGGCUUUAUGUAGGGCUAAUAUGAUCGAUGAGGCUGAAAAGAUGUGUAGGCAAUUGGGGUGUGUUCCAAAUAAGGAGACUUAUUGCAUAUUGAUAGAUGGAUUAUGUCAUGAUGGGAGUUACAUUGAAGCAAGUGAAGUUUUGGAGAAAAUGUUGGUGAAGUCUUAUUGGCCAAAUAGUGAUACUUUUGGUAUGCUUAUAAGAGGUCUUUGCUUGAUGGGAAGAUCAUAUGAAGCAAUUAUAUGGCUUGAAGAAAUGAUUACCCAAGAAAAGAUGCCUGAUGUUUUCACAUGGAGUUCUCUGGUUGCAUCUGUUAUAUAUGAUACGGUUUUUACCAAGGUUUUUUCUGAAAUAUUGGAGUCUUAA